GUCAUAAAACGGCUCAACGAAUUUGUAGUAAAUUUUCAAUUCAUAAGACGUGCAGGCUUCAUGAACUAUCAGAAUUACAAAUUCAACAAAUUUCUUUGGAAUUAUCCAAUAUGAAAAUAGAAACCGAUUUAAAAAGAGAAGUAAUAAAUAAUAUUAUGCAUCAUAGAUCAAUCGGUACUUACAAAGGUAAAAGGCACGUAAUGGGAUAUCCUGUUAGAGGCCAACGUACAAAGACAAAUGCUAGAACUGCUAGAAAAUUAAAUGGAAGAUGGAUAAAAAAAGAGGGGUUCAGUACCCUUGCCAACUCAUCAAACGGUGUGCAACUUUCAAAUCCUACUUUUAUAAGCCUGCCUUUUUUUGCCCAAUCCAGACUUUUUGAACGAUUAUUUCCACGCUGA
This is a messenger RNA of Cetraspora pellucida, 398 nucleotides long. Lineage: Eukaryota; Fungi; Glomeromycota; Glomeromycetes; Diversisporales; Gigasporaceae. The record is from the annotation of a GenBank genome assembly.